GCUUGAACGUCGCUCGAAACGCACGCGAUUCUUUGUUACUCCUCGAAGAGAGAGAGAGAGAGAGAGAGAGAGAGAGAGAGAGAGAGAGAGAGAGAGAGAGAGAGAAAAAAGACUGUUGCUUGUGAUUUUUAAUUUUUAUUUUUUUCUUCUACUUUUGCCAUAAGUUUACUUCGUUGUGACAAUUUCUUGUUUUUUAUUUUAUUUUAUUUUAUUUUAUUUUAUUUUACUUUUGUUUCUGCUUUUUUUUUUUCUUUUCUCGUCUUUUUUAUUGGUGCGCGCCAUCGUAUAGAAUACAAAAGAGAAAUUUAUUCGUGUGUGAUUGUUCUUUUUUCUUUUUGUUUUGUUUUCCACCUCAACGAGAUCGAGAGUUCAAGAUUUUUUUUUUUAACUUUUUUUUUAUUUUGCAGAAGAAGCGAUGCGUCAGACGAUCUAGCGAUCAUGAACAAGACAGAAUUGAACAUAGUUCUUAGCACGGAACCUCCGAGGACGACAACAGCAGCAGCAACAACGAACGUAAUUCAUUCUCACAUUCCUGUACCGAGGAUAACGAACAUUCAAGCAAAACCACAAGAACAACGAUGUUCACCAAUAAGAAGAGGUUCUUUCGAAAAACUUGGUAGAACAACCUCGGUGGCCGCUCAAAAAGCUAAUUUUGAGAAACUCGAUGCCUCGGUACAGCUAAGAUCAAAGCAUAACAAUUUAUCGACAUCCAGUAUAGAAAUGCGAAAUGUCGAUGAGAAGACUAAUCCGGUUAAUCCGUUUAAAAAAAAUGAUUAUACCUUUUCGAAAUUAAAUGGCAAUGGUAACAGUAAUACCAACAAUUGUUUCCUCGAGAACAAAUGGAAAAGUAAAUAUGAGGAGUCCGAAAAAAGAAGAAAAUUAUUAUUACAAAAGGGCGAAACUGCAAACAAGGAACACACAGAUUUGGAAAAAAAGUAUCAACAAUUGCAAAGGCAAAAUGGUACUUUGCAAUCGCAGGUUCAGGAAAAGGAAGAAAAGUUAAAUAAAUUGAGGACAGUAUCCGAAGCAGUAUGUAAAGAAUAUGAACAAUUAAAACGUCAAUAUGACAUUGAAACUGGUGCAAUGCAUAAAGCUAUGCAGCAAGCAUCAGAAUGGUAUAAACAAAAUCGUGAAUUGAAACGAAAAUCUCAGAUUAUAGCGCAAAAAUAUUUACAAAUUCAUCCAGGAGGAUCGGUCGAUCUCGAUAUAACCGACGAGGUAGAUUCUAAUUUCGAGGAUUUGGAUCAACUUCGAGAAACGGUCAGAGAACUAAGCCAAGAAAUAGCUAAACUCCAGACUGAUUUAAAUUCGGCACGAUUGCAAGAAUUCGAAGCUCAAGAACAAAUAACACUUUUGACAACUCAAUUGGAAGAGGAAAGAACACUUAGACAAAAAGCCGACGACAAAAUAAACGAGAUGAAAAUGCAAAAGGAAAAUAUGGAAAGAGUUACAAAGAUGGUAGCAAAAGAAGUUCAAGCAUUAAAGACUCAAUGCGAUCGUGAGAGAGAAACAGCUAAAAUAAUGAAAUUGGAAGCUGACAAGGCGCAGAAAGAACGUAACGUUUUGGCUCAUCAAAGUGCUCUCUUAAUGGCCGAAGUUGGCGAUGAUCCAAACGGAAGGUUGUUAACUGUCCUUCAAGAAGUAGAGUCCUUGAAAAGACUAUUGGAGGAGGAACAACAGAAUCAUGCAUCACAGAUUCAGAUGCUACAGGAAAAGUUAGAGGAAAAGGAAUCCAACGUAGAGUUUGAGAUAGUUGAAGAAAAAUUGAAACUCGCUGAAUCCGAAUUAGAUGUUAUGCAACAGAGAGCUGAAAGAGCUGAGAGAUCAGUAGACAAUUUGGAGGAUGUUAUUAGAACUAUGAAAGAAAAAAUAAUUGAUUUGGAAGAAAAAAUUGCUAGACCAAUUCCGUCUUUGUUACUACCACCUCCACCUCCACCACCACCACCACCACCACCACCACCAUUACCUUCCUUAUCGUCAACUGGAAAUGCAACAGUAAAAUUGUUAACGAAGGAAAAAUUGCAUUCUGAGUCUAAUGCAGUUAGCGAUAUGGAAUGCAUGCUUGGAAUUCCCAAGAAAACUUCAGCUGUCACACAACAGCCUGUCAUCGAUGAUAUUAUUAAUCAAAUAAAAGGCGGUCGAUUCACAUUGAAGCAGACGGAUAAACAAAGAGAGGAGGAAAGAAAAAGACGACAGGAAGCAGAAACUGCACCACCAGCUGUAUCAGAAAUGCUCAAUAUAUUGGGAACGAUGAGAAGAAGAGCUAAACCAACAAGACAAUAUCUUCAAGUCACUGACACAAAGACGUAAUUAAUGAGAGGGAAAAAAAGAAAAGAAAAGAAAAGAAAAGAAAAAAAAAAAAAAAAGAAAAAAGAAAAGAAAAAAUGUUUAAUAAAUUAAGUAAAAAAUGUUUGUUUUUUUAAGUUUAUAAAGAAUAUCUCUCCAAGGAGGGCUGUAUUAUUUAUAUUAUUAUAAAAAUGUGUAUUGUUCUUCUUUUUUAUACUGUUGUUAGAUGCGCGUCUUAAAUAAGAAGUUAACGUUUAUAAAAAUGCAAUAAAUAAAGUAAAGGAUGAGAAGAUAUUAAUAUCAAG
Messenger RNA from Vespa mandarinia (Asian giant hornet), 2591 nucleotides. RefSeq lists its product as uncharacterized. Gene Ontology annotation, biological process: neuron projection morphogenesis; positive regulation of neuron migration. Gene Ontology annotation, cellular component: axonal growth cone; cell leading edge; cytoplasm. NCBI's taxonomy places the organism in Eukaryota, Metazoa, Arthropoda, Insecta, Hymenoptera, Vespidae. The record is from RefSeq and is a predicted model, not a curated record.